AUGUCUUUUCAUCAGCAUGGAGAUGAAAACGAUGGCUUGAUCACGCCAGAGGCGCCAGACCAAGCGUCCUCCGCUUACGGCUCCACCAAGCUGGUCGACGAAGAGGCAGUGGUAUCCAAGCCGGGACUUCCUCCAAACUUUGUGUGGAUCGAGCUGUCUCUGUUUGCCAAUGUCUUCCUGUCUGGCUUCGACGGGACGGUGACUGCGUCCACGUACGCGACGAUCGGCAACGAGUUCAAGGCCGCCAACACUGCUUCGUGGAUCACCUCGUCGUAUCUGAUCACCAGCACCGCGUUCCAACCUCUGUACGGUUCGUUUUCCGACGUGCUGGGCCGAAGAGCCUGUUUGAUGGGGGCCACGGGCUUCUUCAUCGUGGGGUGUCUCGGGUGCGGUCUGUCGUCCAGCAUCCUGAUGCUCGACUUUUUCCGCGCAAUCACAGGUAUUGGGGGUGGUGGUUUGGUCACCUUGGCUACCAUCGUUAAUUCAGACAUCAUUGCUCCGGAAAAGAGAGGAAACUGGCAGGCUUUCCAGAACCUGCUGCUUGGAUUCGGAUCAAUCUGCGGAGCGUCGCUUGGCGGUGUUAUCGCAGACACGUUUGGCUGGAGAUGGUGUUUCCUGUUCCAGGUCCCAGUAGCGUUGGCUGGUAUUCUUGUGGGCCACCACUUCAUCCACGAUCCAAAGCCCACGCAUUUCCACCUCUCAUCCCACGCUCUCGACAGAAUCGACAUCAACGGGUCCGUUACGCUGGUGCUUUCGCUGGCUGUGCAGAUGGUGGUGCUUUCCUUGGGCGGAAACGAGCUUGGCUGGAACGAUUACCGGCUACAACUACUGUUUAUUUUGAGUCUGGCGUUGUUGGCACUGUUUGUAGCCAUUGAACUCAAGACCAGCGCAGUGCCAAUCAUCCCACCUGUGUUGCUCCACGGAGCUUUCAGCUACAUCAUCCUCGGAAUCGGUGUUUUGGUGGGGAUCUCGAGCUACGCGUACCUGUUUAUCCUUCCGUUGCUGUUCCAGAUAGUGCUGGGAGACACGGCCUCGCAUGCAGGUCUGCGACUCACAAUUCCUUCGCUCUUUACUCCGGUUGGUGGACUGAUAGCGGGAUAUUUCAUGAGCCGCGGCAAGAACGUACUUUUUUCGUUGGUGACUGCAGGAUGUGCUUUAAUGUUGUUGGGCAACACAUUGGCCCUGUUUAUAGAUACUGGGGUCAACAAGUGGCUGGUCGGGCUUUGCCUCGUGCCGGCCAACGUGGGACAGGGUAUGAUCUUCCCCAGCUCGCUUUUCUCGUUUAUCUACAAUUUUGAUAAGCAAAAGCAGGCAAUUUCUACCUCCACGGCUUAUCUUUUUAGGAGCAUUGGCUCCGUCUGGGGAGUCACCGGGUCGGCUGCCAUCAUCCAGCGUCUGUUUGUGCAAAAGACACAACAAGAGCUCGCGAAUUUACCCGAGUUGUCAAAAAAACAGAUUGCUACCAUUGUCCAUUCUGUCUCCAAGGACAUCUCCGUGAUAAGCUCCUUGCGGCCAGAAAUUCGCGCGAUAGUGGUUUCCGGAUACAGCACCGCAAUCAAGAGGGCCCAGCUGGUGUCGUGUUUGUGCUGUUUGUUGUGUCUGGUGCUGGCUGGCUUGAAAAAAGCGUUCAGGGUCCGGUCCCGGUCGUCUUACGAUUAG
Molecule: messenger RNA, 1659 nt
Organism: Ogataea philodendri
Lineage: Eukaryota; Fungi; Ascomycota; Pichiomycetes; Pichiales; Pichiaceae
Exons: 1
Coding region: 1-1659 (552 amino acids)
Biological process (GO): basic amino acid transport; transmembrane transport
Cellular component (GO): fungal-type vacuole membrane
Molecular function (GO): basic amino acid transmembrane transporter activity
Source: RefSeq, a predicted model, not a curated record